CCGAAGGUCACACGCUGCGCUGGAAGAUGGCGGCGGUCGGCGGCUGCCGGAAAUGCCUCAUCAACGGCAUAUGGCUGAUAUCCAGAAAAUACCCAGUUCCUGCAGUCCCAAGGGGUACAGUGUAUGGCAUGAGCCUGCCUGGUUUAGAGACCCAUCAGUCUAGAUGCUACUCUUCGGGAGGAAGAAAGGGUUUUAUAUCAGGGUUUGUGGAGAACAUCAAACAGGAAUUAGCGAAAAACAAGGAGAUGAAAGAAAGCAUUAAGAAAUUCCGAGACGAAGCUAAAAAGCUGGAAGAAUCUGAUGCUCUUCGAGAAGCAAGGAGGAAAUAUAAAACCAUUGAAUCUGAAACAGUGAAGACCUCAGAAGUGAUUAGAAGGAAACUUGGAGAAAUAACUGGGACAGUGAAAGAGAGUUUGGAUGAAGUCACUAAGAGUGAUAUUGGCCGGAAGAUAAAGGAAGGUAUGGAAGGAGCAGCAAAAACAGCAAAGCAGUCUGCAGAGUCAGUGACAAAAGGAGGGGAGAAGCUGGGCAGGACAGCAGCCUUCAAAGCUAUUUCUCAGGGAGUAGAAACAGUCAAGAAGGAAAUAGAUGAAAGUGUUUUAGGACAGACUGGUCCUUACAAACGUCCGGAGCGCCUACGGAAAAGAACAGAGUUCUUAGGAGAGAGUAUUAAAGAGGAGCGAAUAUUUGAGGCUAAUGAGGAGGCCAUGGGUGUGGUGCUGCACAAAGACUCAAAAUGGUAUCAGCAGUGGAAAGAUUUCAAGGACAACAACGUGGUCUUCAAUAGGUUCUUUGAGAUGAAGAUGAAGUAUGAUGAGAGCGAUAACGCGUUCAUUCGAGCUUCCAGAGCCGUCACAGACAAAGUCACAGACUUAAUAGGUGGAUUGUUCUCAAAGACAGAAAUGUCAGAGGUUUUGACAGAGAUACUCAAAGUGGAUCCAUCCUUUGACAAAGACCGGUUCUUAAAGCAGUGCCAGUUUGAUAUAAUCCCCAAUGUCCUAGAGUCUAUGAUGUCUGGAGAACUUGAUAUCCUCAAAGAUUGGUGCUAUGAAGCGACUUACAGUCAGCUUGCUCAUCCCAUCCAGCAAGCCAAAGCCAUGGGGCUCCAGUUCCACUCCAGGAUUCUCGACAUUGACAACAUUGAUCUGGCCAUGGGGAAGAUGAUGGAGCAGGGACCAGUUUUAAUCAUCACUUUCCAGGCUCAGGUCGUGUUGGUAAUUAAGAACCAGAAAGGGGAAGUGGUGGAAGGUGAUCCGGACAAGGUGCUGCGGAUGCUGUACGUGUGGGCACUCUGCAGAGACCAGGACGAGCUCAACCCCUAUGCUGCAUGGAGGCUACUGGACAUUUCCUCAUCGAGCACUGAGCAGGUUCUCUGAGGACAGCUGCACCCAGGGGCUUCCUGUACCUCUCUGGAAGUGGCUCCAUCUCUGCACUCGCACCCGGCUGCUGGGGGAUGGACUGUGGAUGAGGGAAAGAGGCUGGACUGGUUCCUUUGGCAAGAGGGGUCUGUUCUGUGUGCCCUCAUUGUGCCAAUCCCAGUCAUGAACUGAAUGAGUACCUGCCUUCUGCUUUGCUGUGGCACUGUAAGGGUGCAGGGAGAUUGGCAGUGAAAGGUCUGAGACACGAGCAGCUGCUGUUGGCUCCUUUUUUAACCGUGGCUGAAGGAGGCUGCUUGACUCCUGUGUUUCCUAGUGAUGCACAGAGGGGGGUAUUGGAGAGUGAGAUGUGCCAGGUCUAAUUCCCAUCUACUGUCAUCUUCUGGUGGCCUCAAAGCAUCCCACUGAAGUUCUCAGGGGUGCUUUUAAGGGACAUUGGUCAUGGCUAACUCUUCUGGAGUCACACCAAGAAGCCUUCUCAUGCUGCAGUGUCUUGCACUUUACCAAACCAAAUACAAUCCAGUUUGCAUGUAAUGCUCUUGGUGUGGAAAGGUUGACAUCAUCAGGCAGGUUCUUGAGGCUGGUUGCAGUGAUACCAUCCAUACAGCCACAGCUUUGCACUGGGAA
Melopsittacus undulatus (budgerigar) is the source of this 2003-nucleotide messenger RNA. RefSeq names its product translocase of inner mitochondrial membrane 44 (gene TIMM44). Gene Ontology annotation, biological process: protein import into mitochondrial matrix. Lineage: Eukaryota; Metazoa; Chordata; Aves; Psittaciformes; Psittaculidae. The coding region runs from base 27 to 1376 and encodes 449 amino acids. Gene Ontology annotation, cellular component: mitochondrial inner membrane. Gene Ontology annotation, molecular function: protein-folding chaperone binding. The transcript has 13 exons. The record is from RefSeq and is a predicted model, not a curated record.